GGGAGCGGGGCGGGGGCCACCAUUCCUCCCCGCGCCGAGCUCUGUGUCGCCGCAGUCGCCUAGGCGGUUGGGGGUCGGAGGGACGGUGCGGGCGGGGGUCGCUGCGCGGGGCGGCGAGCCUCUGUUUUGUCUCCUCCUCUCCCUGUGGAGGGGCUCGGGCUGCUGGGGAGGCCCCGGCUCCCUCCGGACGCUCGGCCAACGGCGGCGGCGACGGCGGCUAGUCCGCGGCCCUGCUGAGAGGGAAAAGGACGCCGCGGUCUUCCCAGGCGUCGCGGAGAGCAGUUCCAAAGAACUACUGGUUCAGAUUUUAGCUCUUCCCAAGUUGUGAAAAUAGUGAAGGAUGCUUAGACUACUUAACAUACAAACUGCUUUCUGGUUAAUCAUCUUUAGAAGACUGGAUUUCUGGAUAUCUACUCCACUCCAUCUCUAUUGACGUUUAAAACAUGAUAAUGCAAACCUAUAACACUGGCAACCAUCAGUGAACCUUUAAUUUCAUUGAUUAAUAGCGUUUGAAGCUUCCUCAGGGAAUAACAAUGACAUCAGCAGUGGUUGACAGUGGAGGUACUAUUUUGGAGCUUUCCAGCAAUGGAGUAGAAAAUCAAGAGGAAAGUGAAAAGGUUUCUGAAUAUCCAGCAGUGAUUGUGGAGCCAGUUCCAAGUGCCAGAUUAGAGCAGGGCUAUGCAGCCCAGGUUCUGGUUUAUGAUGAUGAGACUUAUAUGAUGCAAGAUGUGGCAGAAGAACAAGAAGUUGAGACCGAGAAUGUGGAAACAGUGGAAGCAUCAGUUCAUAGCAGUAAUGCGCACUGUACAGAUAAGACAAUUGAAGCUGCUGAAGCCCUGCUUCAUAUGGAAUCUCCUACCUGCUUGAGGGAUUCAAGAAGUCCUGUGGAAGUGUUUGUUCCUCCUUGUGUAUCAACUCCAGAAUUUAUCCAUGCUGCUAUGAGGCCAGAUGUCAUUACAGAAACUGUAGUGGAGGUGUCAACUGAAGAGUCUGAACCCAUGGAUACCUCUCCUAUUCCAACAUCACCAGAUAGCCAUGAACCAAUGAAAAAGAAAAAAGUUGGCCGUAAACCAAAGACCCAGCAAUCACCAAUUUCCAAUGGGUCUCCUGAGUUAGGUAUAAAGAAGAAACCAAGAGAAGGAAAAGGAAACACAACCUAUUUGUGGGAGUUCCUUUUAGAUCUACUUCAAGAUAAAAAUACUUGUCCCAGGUAUAUUAAAUGGACUCAGAGAGAAAAAGGCAUAUUCAAGCUGGUGGAUUCAAAGGCUGUCUCUAAGCUUUGGGGAAAGCAUAAGAACAAACCAGACAUGAACUAUGAAACCAUGGGACGAGCUUUGAGAUACUACUACCAAAGGGGAAUUCUUGCAAAGGUUGAAGGACAGAGGCUUGUAUAUCAGUUCAAGGAUAUGCCCAAAAACAUAGUGGUCAUAGAUGAUGACAAAAGUGAAACCUGUAAUGAAGAUUUAGGAGGAACUACUGAUGAAAAAUCAUUAGAACGAGUGUCACUGUCUGCAGAAAGUCUCCUGAAAGCAGCAUCCUCUGUUCGCAGUGGAAAAAAUUCAUCCCCUGUAAACUGCUCCAGAGCAGAGAAGGGUGUAGCUAGAGUUGUGAAUAUCACUUCCCCUGGGCACGAUGCUUCAUCCAGGUCUCCUACUACCACUGCAUCUGUGUCAGCGACAGCAGCUCCAAGGACAGUUCGUGUGGCAAUGCAGGUACCUGUUGUAAUGACAUCAUUGGGUCAGAAAAUUUCAACUGUGGCAGUUCAGUCAGUUAAUGCAGGUGCACCAUUAAUAACCAGCACUAGUCCAACAACAGCGACCUCUCCAAAGGUAGUCAUUCAGACAAUCCCUACUGUGAUGCCAGCUUCUACUGAAAAUGGAGACAAAAUCACCAUGCAGCCUGCCAAAAUUAUUACCAUCCCAGCUACACAGCUUGCACAGUGUCAACUGCAGACAAAGUCAAAUCUGACUGGAUCAGGAAGCAUUAACAUUGUUGGAACCCCAUUGGCUGUGAGAGCACUUACCCCUGUUUCAAUAGCCCAUGGUACACCUGUAAUGAGACUAUCAAUGCCUCCUCAGCAGGCAUCUGGCCAGACUACUUCUCGAGUUAUCAGUGCAGUCAUAAAGGGGCCAGAGGUUAAAUCGGAAGCAGUGGCAAAAAAGCAAGAACAUGAUGUGAAAACUUUGCAGCUAGUAGAAGAAAAACCAGCAGAUGGAAAUAAGACAGUGACCCACGUAGUGGUUGUCAGUGCGCCUUCAGCUAUUGCCCUUCCUGUAACUAUGAAAACAGAAGGACUAGUGACAUGUGAGAAAUAAAAUAGCAGCUCCACCAUGGACUUCAGGCUGUUAGUGGCAGUACUGACAUAAACAUUUGCAAGGGAAGUCAUCAAGAAAAGUCAAAGAAGACUUUAAAACAUUUUUAAUGCAUAUACGAAAACAAUCAGACUUACUGGAAAUAAAUUACCUAUCCCAUGUUUCAGUGGGAAAUGAACUACAUAUUGAGAUGCUGACAGAAAACUGCCUCUUACAGUAGGAAACAACUGAACCCAUCAAUAAGAAAAAGGAUUGAAAGGGACCAAGCAGCUCACUACGAUAUCAAGUUACACUAAGACUUGGAACACUAACAUUCUGUAAGAGGUUAUAUAGUUUUCAGUGGGAGGGGUUGGGAUGGGUAAUCUCAUUGUUACAUAUAGCAAUUCUUGAUGCAUUUUAUAUGCAUACCAGCAAUUAUUACUGUGUUCGCACAGUUCUCACUUAACUGGUGCUAUGUGAAGACUCUGCUAAUAUAGGUAUUUUAGAAUGUGAAUUGAAGAAUGGAUCCCAAAAACUUCAGAAAGAGGAUAGCAAAAAAAGAUCUAGUGCGAUUUUAUAUAUAUAUAUAUAUAUAUAUAUAUAUACACACACAUAUAUAUAUAUCAUAUAGCUUAAGCUGAUUUAAAACAAAGGCCUUAGACUAAUUUUCGGUUUUCUUUCUUGAAAUAAGCUAAUGGCUUGUUUGUGUAAAGCUUUUUUAUUAAAAGAAAAA
Molecule: messenger RNA, 3024 nt
Organism: Pongo pygmaeus (Bornean orangutan)
Lineage: Eukaryota; Metazoa; Chordata; Mammalia; Primates; Hominidae
Gene: ELF2
Product: E74 like ETS transcription factor 2
Exons: 10
Coding region: 534-2315 (593 amino acids)
Biological process (GO): cell differentiation; regulation of transcription by RNA polymerase II
Cellular component (GO): nucleus
Molecular function (GO): sequence-specific DNA binding; DNA-binding transcription factor activity, RNA polymerase II-specific
Source: RefSeq, a predicted model, not a curated record